Zophobas morio is the source of this 2399-nucleotide messenger RNA. RefSeq names its product anaphase-promoting complex subunit 2 (gene morula). Gene Ontology annotation, molecular function: ubiquitin protein ligase binding. Lineage: Eukaryota; Metazoa; Arthropoda; Insecta; Coleoptera; Tenebrionidae. The transcript is spliced from 8 exons. The coding region runs from base 97 to 2385 and encodes 762 amino acids. The record is from RefSeq and is a predicted model, not a curated record. Gene Ontology annotation, biological process: metaphase/anaphase transition of mitotic cell cycle; ubiquitin-dependent protein catabolic process; protein K11-linked ubiquitination. Gene Ontology annotation, cellular component: anaphase-promoting complex.
CAAGGUUGGUGACACUAGACGCGACACAAAUCCCCAAAUCAUAACAUAACCUAACAAUUUAACCAAAUUUUGCCGCAACCGAUUCAAAACAAAACAAUGAACAACCCCUCUUUCGACUACAAAGCCGCUUGGGCCACCAUUACACAAGCCUUUCCCAUUCUGCAGAGCCCCCCAUCGCUGCCCGAAAGCGACUUCGAGACUGUUCCCUUUGAAGCCGUUAACACCAUCAAACUCCUAAACCUGGCGGAACAAAUCCAGGAUUUGGUAAUAACUCGGAUGGAGGAGCGUUUGCGGAAAGACAUCGUCCCUCAGUUCUGGUCACACUUUAAGAAAACCGACCACGAUUCGGCGACCUUUCGGGAGUUCCACGACGCCGUGAAGUUUCUCUAUUACAACUACAUGAAGCUCGACUUGAUUAUGAACAAACUGAUUGUGUUAAGAGAGGCGAGCAAUGUGGCCAAGCCCGUGUACAACCACGCGUGUUUGCACGAAGCCUUGAAGUUGAUAGUGAAAGCGGUGUUGCUGUCGCAGCUGCCGGUCGAUCAACAGUGGCUGAUUUUGAGUUUUUAUGAAAAGGCGCUGAAAAGGCAGGACUGCGAGGAGGAGAGUUACGGGAAUGAGCAGUGCUGCGGGUGUUUGCAGGAGCAGUAUGUGUGUCAGUGUGUGGAGAUGUUCCAGGAGACAAAUAAGAAGUUGGGAAAAAUGGCAUUGUUGGAGCCACUAGUGGGGCAGUCACUGACUGACUUGAUUUAUAAUUAUAUACAGGCCCACAUACAGAAAAUAUGUAAGGAUAGUUUCGACACGUCACAUUUAGAGAGUCUGGAAAAGUGGCUACAAUCGGUGAUCAUUUCCUGGCUGAAGAAAAUUUAUUAUUAUGACUGCGCCAACAGAUCUGAGCGUUUUAUAAAUGAAUUUGAUCAGAAACUCAUCAGUUAUUUGUACAACGCAUACACAAAGAUCAGGAUAGAUCAACUAUUUAAUAUCAUAAUUGAGUAUCCAGACUCUCUUCCUGCUCUAGAGGAUCUCAGGUUGUGUCUACCCAAAACUGACUUAAAGCCACAUUUGACUAAGACGUUGCAGAAGGCGAUGGAGACGAGAUUGUUACAUCCAGGUGUCAGUACUUCAGACGUUUUAACAGCUUAUGUUGCCACAAUCCGGUCCUUACGGAUCCUAGACCCCUGUGGUUUGCUUUUAGAAACCAUCACGCAACCCAUUCAUCGGUACUUGAGAAGUCGGGAAGACACCAUCAGGUGCGUCGUGAGUAGCUUGACGGAGGAGGGCCCCAACGACCUCGCCGAGGAGCUCGUCCGUGGCGAAGCCGUCCAAGUCGACGAGAACACCCCAGUGGACGACGGCGUCGAGGACUGGGAGACCUGGACCCCGGACCCCGUGGACGGCGUCACAAGCAAAACUUCAGGUCUCCCUCGCACCUCUGACAUCAUCUCCAUGCUUGUCAACGUCUACGGGAGCAAGGAGCUCUUCGUCAACGAGUAUCGCACGCUCCUGGCCGACCGGCUCCUCUCGCAGUACUCCUGCGACACCGAGAAGGAGAUCCGCUACCUGGAGCUAUUGAAGCUGAGGUUCGGCGACUCUCAGUUGCACUACUGCGAGGUGAUGUUGAAGGACAUCGCGGACUCCAAACGGAUCAACCAGCACAUCAAGCAAGACUUGAACUACUCAGAGGACGACAUUCCGAUGUCGGCGAUGAUCGUGUCAGCCCAGUUUUGGCCCCCGUUCAAGGACGAGAAGCUGGAGUUGCACAAGAGGCUAGCGAAACAGAUGGAGAAGUACACGAGCGCGUUUGAGACUCUGAAAGGGAGUCGGACGCUGUGCUGGAAGACGCAUUUGGGGAUCGUCGACCUGGAGAUCGAGUUGGCGGAUAGGAGUUUGAGUUUGUCGGUGUCGCCGGUGCAUGCGACGAUUUUGAUGCAUUUUCAAGACCACAAGUCGUGGUCUUUGGAUGCUUUAAGUAAAGUAAUGCAUGUGCCAUCAACCAUCUUAAGACGGAAGUUGAGCUUCUGGCAGUCACACGGAGUCAUAACUGAGCGAGAACCGGAUGUGUUUCACUUGCAAGAAGAACAAGAAAAUAAAGAAAAUAAUUUACAAGAUGAUAUAGUGGUGGAGGAUUAUGAGUCAGAGUCUGCUAUGGCCAGUGCGCAAGACCAACGAGAAGAAGAGCUCCAGACCUUCUGGUCAUAUAUCUUGGGCAUGCUGAUGAACUUGGACACGCUUCCAUUGGAGAGGAUCCACCAGAUGUUGAAGAUGUUUGCCUUCCAAGGCCCCACCAUCGAGUGUAAUAUACAAGAAUUGAAAGUGUUUUUAGACAGAAAGGUGCGGGAGCACCAAUUGAUUUAUUCAAAUGGACUGUAUAGGUUACCUAAAUAAAUGUUUGGUACAUA